AUGCCCUCCCUCUCUCAUCUCGGCGAGAUUAUUACUUUGCCAAAUUCGUUUUCAUCAUCGGCUGAGAGACAAGAGGUGAUGGAACAAUAUAAACAACUACGCCUAUAUGGUCUCCAAGCCAAUCCGGAAGCUUUCUCUUCCACAUACGAGGACGAAUCUCAAUUCUCCGAUGAAGUGUGGCUCUCGCGAAUUCAAAAUCCAGCAGGCAGAAAUUAUGCCGCUGUGAGCUGUAUCCACGAUCCCAGUGAAGUCACGCCAGCCACAGAUCUCGCCCGCGGCGAUGAUGAAAGUUGCGGCAUCUGUGACUCGCCUCAGAAAGAAUGGCUCGGUAUCGUGACAUUGUUGGGGCCCAGCAUCUUUCCCAGAUUUGACGAGGCCUCGACGCCAGACAUCACCCAACCUUACGAAGUCUUCGUCCACAACGGGAGAUAUCAUAUCCCCUUUACCGCUCCCAAUUCAGCCGAGUUGCGAGGUGCGCAUCUGGUUUACCUGGUUGUGGGCAUGUUCGUCUCUCCCACGGCCCGACGACGGCGAUACGGCCAGCGUCUCAUGGAAGCGGUAAUCGCAGCAGCCACUCAGGAGGGCGAGGCAGUCGGAGCGGAAACGGUCAGCAUCACGCUCCAGGUUGAGACAUUGAACUCCCGUGCUCAGCGACUCUACGAGAGACUAGGGUUCAAAGUGGUCAACACCUCUUUGGAGAUCGAGAACCAUGGGGGCUCAAAAUCUUAUGUAACAUGCUUAGAGUUGGUCAUUAGAAUAUCAAAGUGUCGCUAG
This is a messenger RNA of Penicillium oxalicum, 774 nucleotides long. RefSeq names its product GNAT family N-acetyltransferase. The record is from RefSeq and is a predicted model, not a curated record. Lineage: Eukaryota; Fungi; Ascomycota; Eurotiomycetes; Eurotiales; Aspergillaceae. The transcript has a single exon. Gene Ontology annotation, molecular function: acyltransferase activity, transferring groups other than amino-acyl groups. Bases 1 to 774 code for a protein of 257 amino acids.